CAACGAUUGCGCCGUUUAAAGUUAUCCGCAAUAUCAGUAAAGAAAGAAACCGCGCAACUUACGUCAACCUCAUUCAUUUGUCGUUUUAUUUAUAUUACUACGCAAUAAUACUAAUAUUAUAUUAGAGAAAUCACAAUUAUGGUUCAAAAUCAAAUAGUUCAAGCUGCAACACCUACCGUGUGUUACCGGAAUAAAAUGAAACCAAUGAAAAGUGUUAAGAUAUCAAGAAGUACUGUAGAGACAAUAACUCCAAAAAGUUCGCCAAAUUCAAUUCAUCAACCUGCUUUACUCGCGGAGAAACAGGAAACAAAAGAUGUAAAAUUAAAUGAAAUUGGAAAGGAGGAACAGAAGGAAGAAGAAAAAAUAACAUCUACUAAAGAGAAUAUCAAGAGCAGAAGAAGAGAGGAACGUUUAGCUAGAGAAAAACGAGAAGAGGAAGAAAGAGAAAGAUUCGUAAGAGAAGCUGCUGAAAAGAAGGCAGCAGAGAGAGAAGAAAUAAUAAAACAAGCGAAAAGGUUUAUUCUUUACAGGAAACCAAUGUGUAGACGAAUUAAUCAAGGUCUUCUCGUUUCUGAGUGUUAUAGAGAAUUGGAUGCUCAACUAAAAUUUCGGGAAACUCUAAAAAACGUAGAUAGAGAGGAAGAAAUAGCCUACGUGAAUUCAAUAAAAGAGGAUUUAGCAAAAUACGAAGAGGAAAUGAAACAGAAAACAGAAAAGCAGUUGGAGAAAAGGAAGCAUUAUGCCUUCGAAUUAAGGAAACAGUAAGAUUUCACGAGAUUUUACAUACGUGGUAGAAAACAUUUUCUUUAUUUAAAUAACUUAAUUUCCCGACGUUGUUAGAAUCGAAGAAACUAAGAAUGCCGAGGCAGCGAAGGAGAGAGAGGUAUUCGAAGCUGAUAAACAGGAUCAAAUAAAUAUGGAAAAAUACUUGCAAGAUAUUAAAGAAUUUGAAGCGCAACAAUUGCAAAACAAGAAACAAAAAUUAAAGCAAUUUUUUAAAGACGCGAUAGAGGAAAAGAAACAAUUCGAUCUGGAGCUUAAACGCGAAGAAGAAUUCGAAGAUCGUGCAAACGAAAUUUAUAGGAAUGCUAAAACG
Molecule: messenger RNA, 1096 nt
Organism: Bombus pascuorum
Lineage: Eukaryota; Metazoa; Arthropoda; Insecta; Hymenoptera; Apidae
Exons: 5
Coding region: 139-765 (208 amino acids)
Source: RefSeq, a predicted model, not a curated record